Messenger RNA from Pisolithus orientalis, 390 nucleotides. RefSeq lists its product as uncharacterized. The transcript has a single exon. The annotation marks the transcript as partial. The record is from RefSeq and is a predicted model, not a curated record. NCBI's taxonomy places the organism in Eukaryota, Fungi, Basidiomycota, Agaricomycetes, Boletales, Pisolithaceae.
CAGCUGGUGACAACUAUGUGGGAUAAAGCCUAUUUCUCAAGUGCCCUCUGGCCAGAAAAUGAACUAAAAGAAGGAUUCUGGAAGUCACUUCUUGAGGCUGGAGCUUGUUGUGGAAGGUUUGACAACACCCCAGAAUCAGCAUGGGCAAUUGUGGAGAGUCUAGGGGUUCAAAAAAAGGGGCUAUUGUUCCAAAGGGAAAUGGUGGACAUGGGAAUUGACCUAUUGAAAACAUCUGCAUUCAAAGAAGUUGCUCAUCUGCCCAAAAUGUAACACAGUACUUGCAAAGAGACUAUUGCUACACACCACCUAGACAUCUGCACUUUUGCCAAGAAUUCUUGAUUUUACAGAAGUUUUACAUGAGUGCUCAAGAGCUGAAAAAAUUGUUUGGAC